UCGAUUGGUUGUCUACUCUUCGCUGCGUCCGGUUUGUAGUUCAAUAUUGUACUUCGAACUUGGAGUGGAAUUCGGGAAGAUAGUCAGGAGUAGAUAGUCAAACAGAGGCGAAAUGGAAGAAGUAACAGGCGCACAAAUAAUCGCCGAAGCUCUUAGAGUUCAAAAUGUGGAGUACAUGUUUGGAAUCGUUGGUGUUCCGGUUAUAGAAGUUGCCAUGGCUGCCCAGGCUGCAGGCAUCAAGUAUGUGGGCAUGCGGAAUGAGCAGGCGGCUUGCUAUGCUGCAUCAGCUGUCGGAUACCUAACAGGACGCCCGGCGGUGUGUCUGGUGGUGUCAGGGCCGGGACUCAUCCAUGCACUUGGGGGGAUGGCCAAUGCCAACACGAACUGCUGGCCUGUGCUUGUUAUUGGGGGCUCCUCUGAUCAAAACCAAGAAACCAUGGGGGCCUUUCAGGAGUUUCCUCAGGUGGAAGCCUGUCGUCUGUACAGCAAGUUUUCCGCCAGACCCAGCAGUCUGGAAGCCAUACCCUCUGUGAUUGAAAAGGCUUUGCGAAGCAGUAUAUAUGGGCGUCCUGGUGCCUGCUACAUCGACAUACCGGGGGACAUGGUAAAUGCAAGAGUGGGCAGAGACAGAGUGAGAGCUGUGUCCUGCUGCCCGCCUCCUCCUAUGAGUUUGGCUGAGCCCACAGCUAUUGCAAAAGCAGUCUCUGUGCUGGGGGAAUCAAAACGUCCACUUCUCAUCGUCGGCAAAGGUGCAGCCUAUGGGAAGGCCGAAAAUGAGGUUCGGGAGCUGGUCGAGUUAUGCGGGCUCCCCUUCCUGCCCACUCCCAUGGGCAAAGGGCUGCUACCUGAUGAUCACCCUAACUGUGUGGCUGCUGCUCGAUCUAGGGCCCUUCUUCAGGCGGAUGUCAUUGUGCUUCUCGGUGCAAGGCUGAAUUGGAUGCUGCACUUUGGCCUUCCUCCACGAUUUCACCCCCAGGUGAAGAUCAUACAGGUUGACCUUUGUGCUGAAGAGAUGGGGAACAACGUCAGACCUGUUGUUGCACUCCUGGGUGAUGUCCGUGCUGUCGUCAGUCAGCUGUUGGGAUGUUUUCGUAAAGACGCGUGGCGGUAUCCUUCUGAUACGGAAUGGUGGAAGAUGCUGAAGGAGAAAAUGGCUGCCAAUGCAAAAAUAUCCAAGAGUCUGGCUGUCCAGGAAACCCUCCCCAUGAAUUACUAUACUGUGUUCCACCACAUCGCCCAGCUCCUGCCCCGAAACUGCGUCAUCGUCAGCGAAGGGGCCAACACCAUGGACAUUGGGCGGACUCUGCUCCAUAACUAUCUCCCACGGCACAGACUGGACGCUGGCACAUUCGGGACCAUGGGUGUGGGUCUGGGCUUUGCCAUCGCGGCUGCAGUGCUGGAGAGGUACCGGAGCAGCGGCCAGCGCGUGGUCUGCGUGGAGGGGGACAGUGCCUUCGGAUUCUCCGGCAUGGAGGUGGAGACGAUGUGCAGGUACAAGCUGCCCGUGAUUAUCAUUGUUGUCAACAACAAUGGGAUAUACAGUGGUGUGGAUACAGAUACAUGGAGAGAAAUGGAGAAGAUGGGGGACAUGACCACUGUAGCCCCCCCUGUUACCCUGCUCCCUGAUGCCCGCUAUGAUGAGGUGAUGGCAGCCUUUGGGGGACGGGGUUUCCUGGUGCGGACGCCAGAGGAGUUACGAAGAGCGCUGCAGCUCAGCCUGGAAGACUGGGAGAAGCCCAGCCUCCUUAAUGUCCUCAUCGACCCUGCCUCAGACAGGAAACAGCAGGAGUUUCCGUGGCUGACUCGUUCUAACCUGUAGUGCCAAACAGAGUCCUUCCCCUGGAGGAACCAGGAUAGGAAAAGCAGGAAGACGAGCACCAAUGCAAGGCUGCAGUGCUCUGCAUCAGUAUUUCUCAACAUUCGUCCUGGGGGCAAUUAUCUGGGUUUGUUAAAAGGGCAGUAUUGCCAAAAAUAGAUAGAUUUUACCCCUUGUACCUUUUUUCUUUUAGCUUCUUCAGCACAAACGCACCCUCAGGACUUGCACACACUCUUAAAGUAGAAUAACGGUCAAGAGAUAUUAACUACAGACCCACGUUUAAUUCACAGACCAGUCAAACCUAAUAAACAUUAUGCCUCAAGGACCAGUGUUUAGAAACACUGUCGUGCAUUGCAUUCAACACUCUCUUUGCAGAACAUUGCAACCAAUGUAUUUUGAUAUUUUGAAAAUACACUGUGACUCAGUUAUGUUUCUGUGAAAUACAUUUGUACCUAACCAUGUUAACUAUGCUGUACAGAAAUUGUUAAAACACUCAAAUGGCUGACUUGUGGUUUGCCACGAACUGUUGAAUUGAAAUAAUCAGUUUUUAUAUUUGCUUUUUAAAAUAGCUUUUGUGAUGGAGGGGGAGUAUUGAGAAGUGUGCAGGAUAAUAGAAAUGCUGUGUAAGAAAGCUGUGUAGAGUGUGGAAUCCAAGAGCAAAUCAGGUCUGUUUCUUAGAAAUUGGAGUUUGUUUGCUUUCCUGCAGGGGGAACCAUCGAUCACUUAAUGCAGCAAGUACUUGACAAGAUGGCAUUUGAUAUAGAAAUGCAAAUGUGUGCUCUCGAUUGGAUGACCAGAACCCUCCCGCAAUCUUCGGGACACCGUACAUCAGGUUUCUCUCAUUUUCUGAGAAUUUAGAAGUUUAUCACUUAUUUGAAGUGAAAAAUAACACUUGGACUGUGAUCAGGCAUACACUUUGUCCUUCAUUGUGGGCCUUAUAAAUAGUAAAGAUAACUUAUUUUAUUAAUUUUCAAGAAAUGCUAAUUGAUUUACUACACAAUAAAUGAUACAGCUGGCUGUCAAGACCUUCUGUCUGCCCUCAUAUGUAAUAAUUUACUUAGAUGCACACCAUAAAAAGAUAGAAAAUUGACAUAUCCCUGAUGUAUAAAGUGGAAGGUAUGCUUUGUCUCAUGUUGUAAGACAAUCCUUAGAUCAAAAUACUCAAGUUCUCACUCCUUUCAACAAGGUAGCCAUUUUUACAAUGUUGUUAUGGGCAUUCAGAGCCUGUUUGUGUGACUCUCUUGGACCAAUGAAUCAAUUUAGAGUUUUAUGGAGAAGUUCUUGUUAAGGUUUCACUUGAAAAGAAUAGUGAUCCCUCCAGUCCCAUAAGUCAUGGCCAGAGAGUUUGAACUUGUUCUCUUUAUUCAUAUAUGACAUCCCGGGAUUUGUAAUAUCAUAAAGGCACAAAAUAAUGUCAUAUGAACCCAUUUUAUUGGUUAAUGAAAAAAGAAUGGUUCUUUGAAAGUAUAAUACAAAAAGCAAUUUUUCAAACGCAUGUUGUUUCUCCCUGUCUUUAUAGAAGGAAUCCACAUCACAUUCUCUAAAAAUGACAGAAAUUGGGCAUUGCAGACCAACUCCAAAGAGUCUAAACUUUUUUUAUAUAAGAGGAAAUCUGAGAGGAAAAAAUGAGUAAAGAGUAAGAUACCUAGAAUAUGUCUGCAAGAGCAAAAAGUGGUAUUGAUCACUUUGAUCUGCUGCUUAAUGCCAACCCUUUUCCAGGGUUCCAUUAAGUGCUUAUAUUUGCUUACGUUACCAGGCUUUCACUUGUAAAGCGCCUUUAUAUAAAAAGGAAGAUUGGCAUUA
Megalops cyprinoides (Indo-Pacific tarpon) is the source of this 3619-nucleotide messenger RNA. It is a transcript of the gene hacl1, whose product is annotated as 2-hydroxyacyl-CoA lyase 1. The record is from RefSeq and is a predicted model, not a curated record. Gene Ontology annotation, cellular component: peroxisome. The transcript is spliced from 17 exons. Gene Ontology annotation, biological process: fatty acid alpha-oxidation. Lineage: Eukaryota; Metazoa; Chordata; Actinopteri; Elopiformes; Megalopidae. The coding region runs from base 113 to 1819 and encodes 568 amino acids. Gene Ontology annotation, molecular function: catalytic activity; thiamine pyrophosphate binding; magnesium ion binding.